GAUAAACCAUAACAAAUUAUUUUAUCUGACAGCGUUUCGCUUCGGUUGAUUUAAUGUCGUUGAUAUAAAUAUCGUAAUAAUUUGAAGUUCUACCUCACUCGUCUUCGAGCCACAACAAGAUGAUUGUCGCCGCUUUCUUUGCUUUUUUCAUCGCAACAGCUUCGGCUGCCUCUAACCCCCAGCGAAUUAUGGGUGGUCAACUGACAACUAUUGAUCAGUACCCAUCCAUCGCUACCCUGUUGUACUCUGAAAACUUAAUCUCAUUCUUUCAACGUUGUGGCGGUAUCAUCAUAAACAACCGGGCUAUUCUCUCUGCUGCUCACUGCUUCUAUGGAGAUCGCCCGAUCAACAGAUGGCGUAUCCGUGUCGGGUCUUCUUUCGCACACAGUGGUGGUGUUAUGCACGCUCCUAACAAUGUCAUCAUGCACCCUGAUUUCAACUACUCAACCCUGGACAGUGAUAUCUGCAUCGUCCACUCUCCAUCUGCCUUCACUUUCAACAACAAUGUUCAACCUGCCUCCAUCGCUGGUUCCAACUACAAUGUUGGUGACUACCAACCUGUCUGGGCUGCCGGUUGGGGCUCACAAUUUGACGGUGGACCAGGUUCCGAGCAGCUCCGUCACGUGAUGGUCCUGACUGUUAACCAAGACAUCUGCAGAUCCAACUACGGUCUCGUCUUCAUCCAAAUCACCCAAAACAUGUUGUGCUCUGGCUGGCCCGUUGGCGGUCGCGACCAGUGCAAUGGUGACUCUGGUGGUCCUCUCUACCACAACGGCGUCGUUGUUGGUGUCUGCUCCUUCGGUCUUGGAUGUGGUCUUGACUCCCUGCACGGUGUCAACGUUCGCGUAUCUCGAUUCUCCUCCUGGAUUGCCGCUAAUGCAUAAGAUGCUGUAAACGAUUUCUCUCAAUAAAAUAAGUUCAAACGUA
Molecule: messenger RNA, 927 nt
Organism: Spodoptera frugiperda (fall armyworm)
Lineage: Eukaryota; Metazoa; Arthropoda; Insecta; Lepidoptera; Noctuidae
Product: trypsin, alkaline B
Exons: 4
Coding region: 120-884 (254 amino acids)
Biological process (GO): proteolysis
Molecular function (GO): serine-type endopeptidase activity
Source: RefSeq, a predicted model, not a curated record